Quercus lobata is the source of this 671-nucleotide messenger RNA. RefSeq lists its product as uncharacterized. The coding region runs from base 145 to 498 and encodes 117 amino acids. The transcript is spliced from 2 exons. Lineage: Eukaryota; Viridiplantae; Streptophyta; Magnoliopsida; Fagales; Fagaceae. The record is from RefSeq and is a predicted model, not a curated record.
GCACAAAAUGAGCCCAAUUUUCAAGGCUCAAAUAUUAAGUUUCAUCUUAAUCUUUCCAUCUAAACCCCUAUAAAAACCAACUCUCACCACCCCAAUAGACCAGCCAACAUACACAUACAUUCAAACUUCAAAGAGAAAAUAGAUAUGGCAAUGUACAUCCAUACUAACAUCUUCCUUUUGGCCUUCUUUGCCAUUACUGUGAUUUUGUUCUCUAGUAACAUGGUUGUUGGCCGACGUUGUCAAGGUGAGCAGGAUUUGAUGUCUAAAUGUGCUGCUUUCGUUAAAAAGGAUGGUCCAAAGGCAUAUCCACAUCCAACAUGCUGCGGUGCUAUCCAGAAAGUAGACAUUCCAUGCAUAUGCAAGCAAUUGAACUCAGAGAUGGAGAAGAAGAUUGACAUGAAUAAAGUGGUCUUUGUAGCAAAGAUGUGUAACAAGCCACUGGCCCCUGGGUCUAAGUGUGGAGAUUUCAGUGUCCCACCAGUAGCGUAUAUUGGAUGAAGUGACUGCCUGCAAAUCUAUGAAGUGUGGCUUGUGUAAUGUUAUGGAUGAAAAAAAAAUGGCAUAAAUUUGGAUAUCAUAUGCUUCAAUGCUGUAUCACUACAAAUUUCUAUAAUGACAAAUAAGAAUUAUUGAAAAAGUAAUAAAUCUAUAUUCUCCAAUGGAUAUUUUAA